Molecule: messenger RNA, 417 nt
Organism: Williopsis jadinii
Lineage: Eukaryota; Fungi; Ascomycota; Saccharomycetes; Phaffomycetales; Wickerhamomycetaceae
Gene: COX19
Product: Cox19p
Exons: 2
Coding region: 55-366 (103 amino acids)
Biological process (GO): mitochondrial respiratory chain complex IV assembly
Cellular component (GO): mitochondrial intermembrane space
Source: RefSeq, a predicted model, not a curated record
GAUGUCCUGUAGUUCAUAUAUUUGACUAUUAAAGACGUGAGAGAAGUAUAAACCAUGUCAGGUGCACCAGGAAACUCUUUUGCAAGUUUCAAUCCUACACCACCAGAGCGUGGUUCCUUCCCGUUGGACCAUGACCAUGAGUGCUCCUCAAUAAUGACCGAAUAUCUCGAAUGUAUGAAACUCGUGCGUGGGAAUAACGCUCUCAACUGCAGACUUCUGGCAAAGAAGUACCUUGGAUGCCGUAUGGAUAACCAGCUCAUGGAGAAAGAUGAAUGGAAGAACCUUGGACUGCCAAAUGACGAUCAGCCCAGAGAAGCUGCAACAUCUACAGAAACUCAACCCGCCUCAUCAACGGACAGGUCCUAAUUAGUUCGCAUUUUCGAGCUCUUGUAUAUAUACCACUUGCAGAUUAAUCGU